AUGAAACGCGGUUUUAUGAAAGGCAAGAUCACAGGCCCGAAGGGCACCGCCAACAACAAGCCUCUAGCUCGAACUAGCCGACUGGAAUCUGCUGGACAAGAACACGCCGAUCUCGGAGUUGACUGGCACGUCGCUGCAUUUCUGUAUGAGACUUUGGAUGUUGACCUUCAUACAGAUGGCCCGUCGCACAUAAAGCUCAGCUAUGGUGUUGUCAAAGAAGCUGGCAAUCUGGACGGGUUCGUGCCACAGAAACUUCAAUAUACCGAGCUUGAUCCAUCGAGGCUCGACCAUCCGGACGACACCACGAUCCAAACCACCAUUCCCGCGCAAUGGAGUGACAUCUCGCGGCAUACAGCUGACGAGCUUCAAGACUCGUGGUGCGACGCCGUUGUUGAUGCUGCCACCAAGCGCGAGAUCUUCACGCAGCCCGGAUUUCCUCGGCCCGUCCCGCGGCCUUCCACCCCUGCUCAUCGCAUCGCGCCCGCUGGCGCCAAAGGCCUCGGCAUCUUCGCCACACGCAACAUCAAGGGGGGAGAACUUAUACUUGCCGAGCGCCCGCUGCUCAUGACGCCGGCGACCAUUCCUCCGAUGAGCACAAACAUACCUAGCCACUUCACCCUGCAACAGUUGACGCUGGCGAAGAUGGCCGAUUGGGAGAUAUAUCUGAAGCAGUUCGUCAAGCGAAUGUUGCCCGACCGCUACGAGAAGUUCAUGGCGCUGUCGAACAACCACCAACACGAUGGGAGCGGGGAGAUACUGGGUCGCAUCCGCACCAACGCGUUCGGUGUGACCUGCUUUAGGUACUUGAGGACGACGCGGGACAGCCCAUACUCCGUCGUUUGCGACGAGUUGUCUCGCUUUAAUCACAGCUGCCGGCCAAAUGGCAGCUAUCACUUUGACCCUGCCUCCUUUUCUAUGGCUGUCUACGCGACGCGCGACAUCAAGAUCGGCGAAGAGAUCUGCGUGUCCUAUGUUUCGGACUUCGCGCCCUACGAGGAGCGCAAGAAAAAUCUCGCUCCCUACGGCAUUGAUUGCACUUGCGAGGCCUGCGAGGACCACGUCUCCUCAGAUGCCCGGCGCUCCGAGAUCGUCCCAUUCCGCAUGCCGGAUUCGCAGACCGACCCUGAGGUAGAGCUGCGAAGGUACAUCUCGCAGAUCCUUCUCAUCGAGAAGGAAGGGCUGGAAGGCUCAAGGCACUAUGUGCAGAACCAUGCAGGCAUCUGUAUAGUGGCACUUGGGCUCGGGAAGAGGGCCCUGGCGACGAAGUACCAGGCGCGCCUGGCGCAGCUAGCAAAGCGGCCGGAAACCAUCAAUCCCGACGUCCUCCUUGCAAUUGCGAUGGUAUCUAUGGUACUUAAGUAG
Molecule: messenger RNA, 1362 nt
Organism: Schizophyllum commune H4-8
Lineage: Eukaryota; Fungi; Basidiomycota; Agaricomycetes; Agaricales; Schizophyllaceae
Product: SET domain-containing protein
Exons: 4
Coding region: 1-1362 (453 amino acids)
Molecular function (GO): protein binding
Source: RefSeq, a predicted model, not a curated record